Messenger RNA from Siniperca chuatsi (mandarin fish), 2151 nucleotides. RefSeq lists its product as uncharacterized. Lineage: Eukaryota; Metazoa; Chordata; Actinopteri; Centrarchiformes; Sinipercidae. The record is from RefSeq and is a predicted model, not a curated record. The transcript is spliced from 3 exons. The annotation marks the transcript as partial.
AUGGCGGAUGAUGAACUGUUCCAGAUUGCCAAGUCAGUGGGUCCAGUGCCGGGAAUGGACGAGUCUCACGUCAAGUCGACAGAUGAGGAGGGUUGUUUUGAGUACAUUUGCAGUUUCAUGUCCAGUGAGCCUUUACUGGAGUUAGAGGAUUCUGGGAUGGCACAUUUAUUAAACUUAAGGGAGUUAAUCGACAUAGUCAUUCAGGGUCGUGCUUCACAAGUUGCUGUAGCAAUUGAUGUAUCGGGCAGUGGGGAUGUAAGUAAUGCUAAUGAUAAUGCUAACCCAACUGAUGAUAGUGAUGCUACCGGUGCUGGGAUUACUAAUACAACCCACAUGGCACUAUCUACGGCUAGUGACACACAUGACACAGAGCUGCAGAAAAUACUUACUAGUUAUGAGGAGCCGAGUAAGAAAAUUAUGCAGUGCAAACAUACACCCACUCCACAGUCUGUACCUCAGUCAUCUGUAAGGAUAGGAUGCACCACACAGAGUAGUAACGUAGCAGGCACCAGAGGUUUAAGUAAACACUCAACACCAUUAACACAUGACAAGUUGCUCUCCUUAAGAGAGUUGUCUUACCUUCAUCGCAGGGAACUGAAGAUCCAGGGGGGUCAGAUUGGGGACCAGGGGUCAGAUCUCAGCUAUAACAGUGUCUGUCGGCAGAUGGAAGACGGUUUAAAGGAGCAGUUCAGUGAUGCAGAGGUUGUAAGAGCCGUCCUCAAAGUCGUCAAGCCAGGAACUUUUAAAGACAUGUUGAUGAAUAAGGAUGAUCUGACUGUAGAGGAGCUAAAAGCAUUCCUCCACUCCCACCUGGGUGAGCAAAGUAACACAGAGCUGUUCCAGGAGCUCAUGUGCACCAAACAAAAAGACAAUGAGACACCCCAACAGUUCCUAUACAGAGUCAUAGGACUUAAGCAGAAGAUCAUGCUGGCCUCCAAACAUGCUGACACUGAUGUAAAGUACAAUGCAAGCACAGUGCAGGAUGUGUUCCUCCACACCGUAUAUCAGGGUUUAGGUCAUAAGCAUGAUGAUGUCCGCAGAGAGCUGAAGCCAUUGCUUGUGGACCCCAGGGUAUCGGAUGAGUUAAUCUUAAAACAGAUGAAGAAAGUGAUGUGUGAAGAAAGUGAAAGGCAGCGAAGGCUAGGUCCCGCCACCCGCCAAAGACUAACAAAUGUGCACAGUGCUCAGUCUGAAGUUAAUGCUGCACAGUGUCCUAGUGUAAAGGAGAAGGUACCAAAAACAGAUGUGAUCCAGCAGUUAACGGAAAAACUUGAACAGCUUACAAGUACAGUUGAACUCAUGAGACAGUCAAUGCAGACACAGGUGGCAGGACAGUUCAGCCACAAUGGGAAAGGUAGAGGAGACCGCAGGAGAGAGAAACCAUAUUGCUGUGACAAGUGCGUGGAACAGAAUCGUCCCGACUGCCCUCAGGGAAAAGCUUACCAUCAGGGUUUCAUCGCCGAGGGUUCACGUCACCUGACUGCCUUCGUCACCCCGUGGGGCCUCAAUGAAUGGGUCCGUAUCCCAUUCGGACUCUCAAAUGCCCCAGCAGCAUUUCAGCGGAGCAUGGAGGAGGUGCUAGGCACCCUCAGGGAUGAAUGCUGCAUCCCUUAUCUGGAUGACGUGCUCUGUUAUGCGAGAACAUUCAAUGAACACGUGGAGGCCCUCCGCAAAGUGCUCCAGGCUCUUCAACAUCACGGAGUAAAACUGAGACCUGAGAAGUGUGAGCUCUUCAGACAAGAAGUCAGGUACGUGGGGCGCCUUGUGUCAGCUGAUGGUAUCAAGAUAGACCCACGGGAUCUUGAAGCAGUCAAAACCUUGACCAGCAAGACACCACAGACAGUUGGUGAAGUAAGGAAACUGACCGGCUUCUUGGGAUAUUAUCGCUCCUACAUCCAGGAUUUUUCCAGGAUCGCAAAGCCAAUCUAUGAGCUUCUCCAAACUAAAUCAGGGAAAGCCCAGAUUCAAACAUGUGGGAAAACCACCAAACGCCCACAGCUGCCUUCCCGACAGCCUAUUGACUGGACCACUCAACAUCAGGAAGCUUUAGAGCAACUGGUCACUCUCCUUAUAACCCCACCUGUCUUAGCGUAUCCUGAUUUCAACCUACCUUUCACGCUGCAUACAGACGCCUCAGACCAGGGCCUGGGG